AUGAAUUAAGCAAGUUAAAUUCACCAAGCUAAUUCAGCAUAUCAUUUCAAUGAACACCACACUGCCAACAUCAAAGAUCAGCAAAGAGCUUUUAACGACUCUGCCACUGACUUCGGUUAUCCUACCCUACUUCGGGUACGCAGAUGAGUGCCAGAUACUAAUGACUCAGCUAAGAAGAGCUUCGAGAAAACUUUGGGAUAAGAGCAACCACAUAUUGUUAAGGAACUACCCUGGAGAAGAUGGAGAAGAAACACUCAUACUGCAAAAGAAGCUUCUAAGGAUCAGUGCAGUACAUAAGGGCAACUUUCUGAAAGAAAGGGAUACCUUAAGGUUUGAAAGCUUUAUGGAGAGUGAUUUAUCAACACUUUAUAAACUUCAGAUCUAUAUAUGCUGCCCCCAAAAAUCAAUAAUAAGAGAGUUUUUUAAAGUGUUCAGAGAAGUUGACACAAUAAGCUGGACAAUCGAAAAAUUCGAAAUUCAGCUUUCUUGCUAUGACUCUUGAACGACUAAUCGAAGAUAUAUGUUCUCUUCAUUGCAGUGAUUGGCCAAAUUCAUAAAUACACAAUUUGAAGUAUGUGAAUUUAAAGACAGAAAAUAUUUGGUACUUCCAAAAAUAUUUUAUUUGUGAAUAGAAAAUGGGUGUUUAAACUCCUAUGAAGCUACAAAAUUCAGAAAUGCGGGUACCAACUCAGCUUUUGGAGGAGAAUAUAGUAAUCUAUACAAACAAUUAGUACAUGAAGGAGUUGAGACAACAAAAUUUCUAUGUCAUCUUGAGACUAACACAAUUGGCCAAAUAUGAGAGAGAGUUGAUACCUCUGUUUUCAAACUCAAGCUAUUCCAAGAGAAUUAUAUAAGAAACAUAGAUGCUCUCAAAGAGAUUUCAGAUAAACUGAAGAGUUGGCACAGAGAGCAUCAAGAGCAAAGACGAAGAUUGAAAACGAUUUACUUGAAGCUUAGUCAAUCCAGAUAUUGUUGAAUUAUAGAUGAUAAAAACUGUUUGUUGGAGGGACUAAUAGCUUUGUCCCUGAGCUGAAAAGAAAGUGGCCUAAAUUUAAGUAUAAGCAAAGGUACAUUGAAAGACAGCAAUAGCACUUCUGCCUCAUUGUGCUAUCUAGUAAUUGGAAAUCAAGCUUUGGUUAUUAAGAAGUUUAAAUGAUAUCUCUAUGGUGAACUAUUAGUAAGCAGAGACUUCAUAGCAUCUGACCAAUGAAACAUUGAUUUCAAUGGGUUAGUCACGGAUGUUAUACCUCUUCAUGAUACUGGGUUUGAGAACUUAUUAAAAAUGGACAGAAAAAUAAUUAUCCCUGUUGAUAAGAUUUUACAAACGAAAUUUGAACUUGAACAACUCUGGCUGAACAAAAUUAAAUCUUUUUCUUGGAAAAUAAGAACAUUAUCUUCCAAAAUUUACAUAAAGGAUCAAUUAGACAAAAAUAAAAUAUGAGAGAUUAAAGCUUUACAUAAAGAUAUUAAAAUCGAUGUUGAUUUCAAAGGUUACCGACAAAUUCUUCAAAAGAAAGAGAAAGAAAGAUUAAACCAGUGGAUAACGAUGCUAAAAACAAAAAAAUUAGCAUUUAUCACAAUUCAAAAGAUAUAUUAUCCAUUAUCUGAACUUGAGAAUAUUAUUGGUUUACUCCAUAAUCAAACAGACCUCGAAUCAUUAAAAUUCAAUAUCAAACGCUAUUGACGCAAAGGAUCAAUGACUAAAUCCAUCGAGAAGCUUUUCAUGGCUUUAGAAACUCUUCCAAACCUGAAAUCUAUAGAUAUCUGUACCAGAUAUCUAUCCGUAUCAGAUAAAAAGGCCUUUGCAUCACUAAUCAAGGAGUUCAUCAGCAGAAGUAUCGGGAUAAGUAUCAGCAUCCAGAUCGGUUCUAAGAUAUACCUAGACAGAUAUUCAAAACUAGAAUGUCUGCUUAACGAGUAAUUUCGAUAAAACAUUCAAUA
This is a messenger RNA of Moneuplotes crassus, 1941 nucleotides long. The record is from the annotation of a GenBank genome assembly. Lineage: Eukaryota; Ciliophora; Spirotrichea; Euplotida; Euplotidae.